CUUCUGUUUACAUUACGGAUUACGAAUCGCGGUUUUAAAAUAUACAGUAAUUAUAUUCUACAUUACCAAUUCGAUAAAAGCUGCAAAUAAUUAAUCUACAGAAUUUCUUGCACUGGAUCUUAGAAAAUCUCAAAAUCAAGGUAAGUAUACUAAAAAUGAUGAUCAUAAUUUAGCGACAUACGAUCGGCGAGGGCUGAAAUUAUUCAUUCAUUCAUAAUUCAUGUGUUACUGUUGUCAGACAGAAUAGUCAGUAAUGUGUUGCCACAUUCUUUCAUUAUUCAAUGAGAAUGAUGGCCACAUUCAUUCAUUAUUCAUGAGAAUGCCCUUAUGCCAUGGCCAUGCCUAAGCAAAUCUGAACCCUAAAUGGUAAAACUAAAUGUAUCCCUAAAGCCGCUCAUAAUAGCUAACCACUGUUUGUAACCUGAACCCUAAAAACUAAAACUUAUACUUAUGUAGCCCUAAUCUAAUGAAUGAUAUAGCACCAAUUCUCUGCAUUAGCUGUGUUGAUUGUUUAGCUUAUGCGGAGAAUUGUAUGUAAGUUUCUACUUUAAGUCAUUAUUUAAAAUAGGCUCUAACUCUUAAUACUCACACAACUGCGAGUGCGAUUGUCCAGUAUUGAAUGAAUAACUCCUGCGAUUCGCAAUGGAAAAAGGGGGAGACUAAACAUAAGCAUUGCCUCACCGCCACAAGCGCUCAUUCCCACUUGCGCUCAUUCCCACUUGCGUAUGUCAUCUUGAUGACGGAUACGGGAGAGCCUUUAUGAGAAUGAUUACGCUGCUGAAGCUCUCGGCCUUGCAUUUUGAGAAAAAAAAGAAAGCAAAAAUAACUUGAAAAUUGAAAAGGGUGGGGCCGUCUCUAGCUCUGGGCCCUUGAAAAGUGCCAUGGUUGUCCACCCCCUCCGUCCACCCCCGACCCCGUUGCGGGCCUGUCAUAAUUAUUUAUCAGUAUUCGCGAACCAGUCCUGGUUUGAUUUAACACAAUUUUUGAAUAACCAUGCUCAUCAUGCUGAAUUGGUAGAUUACCAAUUGAAAAAUAUUGAAAUAUAAUAUGUAAUAAUAAUAAAGCCCACUCUAAUGGCAGUAGCGCAGUCAGUACAUCUUCAUCUGGCACCUUAUUUUAGUCUUGAAGUUACAGGUUAGACCUAUACUAUAAGUUAUAACUAUAGUUAUAGUAAGGCCAUCUCAAAUAGCUUUGUGGGCCCUGGGCAAAUCAAUUCACUGAAGCCCCUUAUUCCUAAUUUUCCUUCAAGUAAUAUUAAGGAAAACAAUUUUGGCCCAGGUAAGUCCAUGCCUUACUACCAGGGUUUCUUUGAAUUUAAUCAGGGUGGGUGGGCUGUUAGGGAAGGGAGUAAGGCCCCUAUCAUUGUGAAAAUUAGGCUUAAAUUAACCUGGGGCCAACUCUGACUCUGUCACACUCACCAUACAUAAACAUAAUUUCACUAUGGUUGUGGCGGCGCCUAAGUGAGGGCAUGCUUUCGGCCCCAGCUUAGUUUCACCGCUUAAAUCUAUAUAGUUCAACUAUACAUCUACCAAACUAAAAGGAACUCACAAUUUUCAAUUUCAAAAAGAACAUUUAAUUUCACUAACAUCUAGUGCUUUCUUUAAUAGGAGAGGGAGCAGAAACUGAGGGCACCAGACUCCCAAACAAAACUUGAGAUUGAGUUUGGGGAGGGGUCUCAGUGAGCCCUUCCCCCGAAAUUUUUUAAUAAAUUCAGUGCAGGGCUGCAUUUUGACACAUAUCUGAAUUUAGUUUUGCAUCAUUCUACACUUAGUCAGUGAGCAACAGAAGUGAUGUUUCUUAAUAGUAAUUUUGCUUUAGGACUGUAAUUUUUAAUUAAAACUCUUUAUAUGUUUACACUACUUCAUUGAUAUAUGAAUACUUUAAAAAAAUUAUUUCUGUUAAAAAUAGUUAUGACAAAAAAAAAAAGGACUGCUAUACAAUCCAAUACUUUCAUUAGCCAGUCAUUCAAAUGUAAAAAAUUAAGAAAAAAAAACAAUUAAACUAUCCACAAAAUUUAUUAUCAAUUAACAAUUAAUUUUUAAUUAAAACUCUUUAUAUGUUUACACUACUUAAUUGAUAUAUAAAUAAUUUAAAAAAAUUAUUUCUGUUAAAAAUAGUUAUGACAAAAAAAAAAAAAAGGACUGCUAUACAAUCCAAUACUUUCAUUAGCCAGUCAUUCAAAUGUAAAAAAUUAAGAAAAAAAAACAAUUAAACUAUCCACAAAAUUUAUUAUCAAUUAACAACGCAUAUGUUUUAAACAGAUACAAAUUUUUAGCAAAUUCGGUCUGGAUGUACAAUUAUUAAUUUAAAAUAGCUGUUAUACCCUACUGCCUUGUCAUUUGUAAAAAUGAAUAUCACUGAAGAGUCCUUCAACAGCAGAAUAUUCUUCAUUUAGGCCUAUAUAAAAAUUAUUUAUUUUCCAUUACCUAAGUAUACAUUUUUGAAAAGAUAAUAUGUCGUGUGUGUCCCUGUCGUCCCCCCCGUCCCCCCCCCUUAAAUUAGGCACUUCAGACAGUUUCCUGCUUUGCCUGUAUUAAAGGCCCACCCCGUAUGUAUGUUAUUGUUCUAUGGAGUUAAUUUUCUGGCUUGUCUCAUCCACGUUAGAAUUUCCGGUCAGCCAUGGCUGUAUUAGCUCCGACUGAAGAGGAUAAUGAUGAUGAGGAUGAAUUCUUGGAUGAUAAUGAUCCACCUAUACAUGUCAACCCCAUCAAUGAGCCACCUAGGGACCGGGCUUUAGCUGAUCUGGGUGUUCACCUUAGGCCUAGGCCCUGGGUAAAUGUAUGUAAUCUCAUAAAGCAUUGUCGUAGUAUUGACAUAAGUAUUUGUUUCAUGGCUGUGUUGGGAAAUUAGUUUAAUUGCAUGCUGGUUUGUCUCUUAUCAUAAUCUCAUUUAUGAUUUGAAUAUGUGAAAUAAGACCCAUUCAAGAAUAUACAGCAGGCAACAUACAAAUCAGGAUCCUGAGAGUGAUACGGCUAAGUAUGUAGCUUAGGUAUUGACCAUAUAUAUUUAUUAAAAUAAGAUCCUAAGCAUGCCAUCAUAGAUUUCACACCCAUCCCCAAAAAAUUUUUUUUUUUCUGUGACCGUUGUAAGUGUAUUCACAAUGACCUGGUGAACAACAAAUAACAUUAAGCUUUUUUCUUGUGCUAUCAAAACUUUAAUAGCUUUAAAUUGACAUGACCUACUAUUUUGAUAUCCUUUCCUAUCCCUGAUUUAAUAUGACCCCAUGAUCUUCAUAUUGGCACCCUCUGAGUACACCCCAUGGUAAAGGAUUUUCAAGGCUAUCUAAAAAUUAAUUUUUUCCGGCUGAUUAAAUGGCAUGUGCCGGUUAUGAAAUAAAAUCAUUUAUGGUUCCAUUGAGAUAGCUACUGCCUUUGAGAGUAAGAUUGGAAUAAAUCUGUUUUAAAUUCCUCAACAUUAUGUUCAACUAUUGAGUAAGAUAAAGAGGCAAGGUUGCCUCCAACAAGCAAAUUGGCCGAUUACUGAUUAAGAGAAGCAAGAUGUAAUUUGAUAAUUAAAUCAUUGCAAAAUUGCUCUUCCAGAUUUCUGAUGAUGUGAGUUGCCUCCAGCCUCAUUUGGAAUGUGGUGCCCAGGCUCCAGCUCCACAGGCACAACAAAUGCUGAUCACUGGUUGGUCAAACAUAGUUUAAAUGCUAUUUAUCUCUUAUAUUUAAGGGUUGUAAACCUAAAUGCAACUGAAUAUACACACUAUUACUAUUAUGCAAGGAUAGGCUUAAUUUUAAUGAAUUCUAUCGAAGGAAGCUGGGUAGCACAAAUGUAAGUAAGAAACAAAGCCAGCGGUGAAAAGAAUUAUAAAACUUGGAUCUAUUAUAAAAGUUGGUUGACAAUAUACCUGUAACCAAACAUUGAUAAAUCAAGUUAAAUUUAAAUCCCAAAGAGGAAGUGUUUUUUUUUUUUUUUUUUUUUUUUUUUUUUUUUUUUUUGUAAAUCAAAAAAUAUUAAAGUGUAUAUGUCAACGUUGCAUAUUUGUCAUAAUAAUUUGAAAUAUUGGAUCAAAACCGUUUACUAUACACACAAAAUUAGAAAAUAUAAAAAUAUUAUUCGAUGGAUACUUAUAUAAAUUUUUUUAAAAAUGAGCCUAAAAUGUUAAAAUAAGUAGUCUUUAGCAACUGCACAGAUUAGACAUUUGAUAAAGGAAUUGAAAUUAAAUUCCUCCACUAAAUAAAAGUAAUCAGAAGAAGAAGAAGAAAAAAAACAGCAAAAACUUGUAUAUUUAGAUUUUUAAAUUUGUUUAUAUGUUUAUGAAUUUGUUUUUUUUGCUUCAGAAAUUGUCAUUUAAUUAUUAUUUUAAAUGUUUUAAAUUUUUAGAAACUCAAUUGGGGACGUCACUUCAGCACUGUUGUAAGGCCAUUGGAUCUUCUGAGUCUAGAGGUAAAGAAUUAAUUGGAAAUAUUUGAGACGUUUCUUAAACUAUUUUAUUUUAUUCAUUGAUACCAUCAUUCUGUGGCUGAUUACUUUUAUGUUUCUGUGUAACUAUGCAUAUUGUUUCCCUCUCUUCCUUGAGCUCUCCUUUCCCCAUAUUCAUGCAAACUUCUUAGCAUGGGGGGUGUGAUUAGGAAUAAUUUUUAAUUUAUAAAUGUAAACAAUGAACAUAGUGAAAUACCGGGCCUAUCACAAUUCUGAGAAAACCACUGCUCAGGAGGAACGAUUUUUCUUUUUUUUUUUGCUUGUUUGCAGGUGAAAGCCAUUUAGUAAAGACACAGUGUCUUGCACCAGAAUUAAAAGCACGUUUAAUGCCGAAGAAGAAGGCUGAUGCAUCAAAUGGAAAUGAUGCAGAACAGCUACUGCAGGGUGAGUUAAAUUUACAUUGAAUAAAUCAAUCAGAUGGCAUCCUUCCCUCUUCAUAAGAUGAGGGUGUGCCUUCUGUUUUGUUUUUUAUUAUUUGUACCUCUGCGGGUGAAUUUUGAGGCAGAUACUGGAGGGGCCGUGCCAGCUUCGUCCUCACAGGAGAGUUGUGACUCUUGCAGAUCCAGUCACUUUUAUAAUUUUGAGAUGUCUGUUAUGAUGGUAUGCAGGGACCUAUUAGAACUACGAUUUUGAGAGUUUGGGUUAAAAAAUUAGUUAGUUUUUUACAAUUUAAAAAAAAACAACAUUUUCAAUUGUUAAUUUUAGAUCUUUUCUACAUCCAGCGUUGAAUAGGUUGAGGAAUGAUGGGUUGGGUUCCAUUCAUAAUUAUAUUAUGUACACACUGAGAGGGGAAUGUGGGGCGUUGACUUAUAUCAGGAAGUAUCCUCAAUCAAGCUGCUUUUAGUGAUGCGUCUUCUAAUUCAAUACCGGCUUUUGAUAUGUCUUUUCCUAACGGAGCUAUGUCACCAUCAUAAUCAAGAUACUGAAGUGGUUGAUUGUAGAGAGUGCCUGUUGGAUGUGGGUCUUGGGUCUCCCUCGAAAAGUUCCUGCUAUUAUACCUCGUGCGGGGACACUAAUCUUCCAUUGAGCACCUCCUAGGUGUCGGAUAGGGGAAAGCCCACCCAGAUAUAGAGGGUGCGGGGGGAGGGGAUAAAAAUACCAACACAGACAAAAAUUAGAACCCACUGCCUUGUAGGAAGUGGAGGGAUCCACAAAGGCUAGGGAACCUUAACCAAAAAUUUAGUCAGCUACCUAGAGAGCUGUAAGGGGCAGACCCCCAGAUGGUUGUGCCCAGGGCUAACAAACCCGGCCAUGUAAAUAAAAAGUUACUAAAGCCAAACAACAUUUAUUUUGAAAGAAAAUCUAAAACCUUUUUUGACGACCGUAAUGUCAUCAGAUUUAAAUAUAUUGUAAUUCACAUAAAAAUGUACACAUCCUCUUUCCUUUCACUGAAAUGUGUUUGCAGAAGAAGGUUAAAUACAUUAUUUCAUUGGUUUUAAAACUAUCUAUAUACCAAUUUCUGAUGUGUAACUUAUUUAUCUCGCCCAUGGAGACUGACUCCACUUUGGGUUGCUUCCAAAAUCAUUUUUGUUCUUUGUAUACUCGAUUCCAGUAAGUGGAGUAGGGCUAAUUAAAAGACUAUAAUAUCAUUUUUUAAAAUGUUUUCUUUCAGUGUGAAUAAUUUAUUUUCUUUCAAUUCAUGGUGUCCAUGUUUACUUAGCCAAACCAUGACAGCCACAAAUUAUUUGAAAGCGGAUUGAUAUGUCACAACUCAUUUUGCUCUUUCUCUCUGAAAACUUAUUGUUUUUUCUUACAUUGUCUUCCACCCAUUCUGUGGCAUAGCUUGUGCUGCCUGGGGCAACCACGCAUUCUGUGGCAUAUCUUGUGCUACCUGAGGCACCCACCCAUUCUGUGGUGUAACUUGUGCUACCUGAGGCACCCACCCAUUCUGUGGUGUAACUUGUGCUGCCUGGGGUAAAAUUAAAAAAAUCACAGCCCCUCCCCCACUCCCAUAUAUUUUAUUAAGUUUUAAGGCAAAAGAGCGAAAAGAUGCAAAUCAGAGGUUUUCAAACUUUUAAGGCGGACAGGUCACAUGUUGUAUAUUUUCAAUAUUACAGCAGAGACUGUUGCAAUUUAUCUCUUGAGUUUCCUAUAUUUCUUUAUCACUUAUGCCGCACAACUGAGUGUUUGCCGAGUUUAUAGAUGAAAAAAGACAUAUAUAGACAUCAGAUGAAAAAAGACAAAUAUAGAAAUCAGUUACUUUGUUUUACUGGAAGUGACAUAUCUAUUCAAACAACUUUACCAAAAAAAAGAAAAGAACUCUGGCAAAUUUGUGAUAGCCAACAGCUUUAUCUUUAUUUUCAUUUUCCAUCAGUUUUUUUUGUCUUGUAAUAUUGCUUUUGGUAAAGUCAAGUUUUCUUUAAACAAUGCAACAAGUCAAUAUUUCUCUUAACGAUGCAUAAAGUCAAGUUUUCUCUUAAACCAAAAAGUCAAGUUUUCUCUUAACAAUGCAAAAAGUGUCUGGAGAAACAUUUUUUAUCAAUAAAGCUUUAAAAAAAUAUAUAUACAUGUCACCUAUGUUUUUCCUUUUUAGUUAAGAAUCAUUGUUUUCACGAAGAAGCCAACUGCACAAUCAUGUCAUGAAAUUUCCAACAUGAAUCUAUUUUGUCAACCACAGCUUGGUGGGGCUUCACAUCAGUUUUGCAGUUGGCGGCAGUUUGGCAAUUCACUUCAAUCUACUCGAGGAGCACAGAACUUAAAGUAAAAAGUCUGGAUGUGCAUUGCUUGCCAAUGUUGUUUUGCGAUCAUUUGGUGUAUUUGUUCUGUGGAUUAACGAAAAGACUUCUUGAGAGAUUUGUUUAAGCCCAAGCUGACAUCAGUGAUAAACUCUAUUUGGAGUUGGAGCCAACCGUUCAAUGCAUAUGCAAAAAGUUAUAUUUUCAUACCCCACCUCCGGCUUUAACCUGUAGAUUUUUGGACCUCUCUCCCCUAAGACUAUGUACAAAGGAGCUUCUCACAAGCCCUGCUACCCCUAAAUCACUUUUUUUUUUCAAUAUAUUUAUAGACAGUUAUGACCUACAAGAGUAUUAAAUGAAUUCACCGUGAACCAUGUCAUCCAAUUUUGUUAGAUGUUUUUUCUCCAUAGCGAGUUUAGCUGUCUACAUUAAUUGACAAUCUUUGGUUCUUCUGAAGGAAAUAAAUUAUGUCACAUAUGCAUAUCUAUAUAGGAACUAGGCUAAGUAGAUACUUACAAAAUAUUGCUGUGAUAUUUUUAUAGACUUUUUAUGGACAAUCAGAAUUUAAGUAUAAUUAUUGCAAAAUUGGUGAAUUUUAAUGUGCUUACAUAUUCUGCUGCACCCUUCUCCAUAUGCAUUGUGCGCAAAAUCUCUUAAAUUAACAACCUCACCCCAGAGUAAUUUCUCGUUGACCCCUAUACAGGGUUAUUUUUCUUAUACCAUUAACAAUAUGAAAGCUUAGUAAAAUAUAUAGUAUACCCUUCAAUUCUUAGAGGGUUGGGUUCCUACAGAAUUCUUUUUUGGGAGCACUACAGUAAUGAAGUUAAGCAAAGUUAAACCCAGACCAGAUAGCUGCAUGUUAGACUGAGAGGGCUGCAUGAGCUGUUGAAUCUGUCAGGUUGUUAAAUGAGCAUAAAUUUCCUUCCAGUAACCCUUUGAUCUUGUGGCACUUAUUGACCAAGUCUAUGCUUUUGAGCUUCAUUUUUCUUAUUUUGUUAUGGUUAAAGGUGAAUAUUGUUACUGUUAUAGUUAUCUGUAAAUCUGUUGUACUUUUAAAUGGUCAAAAGUUAAAUUUAACUGUUUUCUCCCCCCGCCUGUGCUGCAUUGGCCAUCAGUGAACACUCUCCUCUAUAGUAGGUCUCUUCCAUAUCAUUCCUGUCAACUCAAGGUCCUUUCUUCAGGUGCUUUAUGCCUCCCACAAAAUCUUCCCCUUUGAGUGUUCUAUGUGAGUGAGCACCAAUUAGGUGGUUUAUGCCUCCACAACAUCUUCCCCUUUGAGUGUUCUAUGUGAGUGAGCACCAAUUAGGUGGUUUAUGCCUCCACAACAUCUUCCCCUUUGAGUGUUCUAUGUGAGUGAGCACCAAUUUGUUGCUUUAUGCCGCCCACAACAUCUUCCCCUUUGAGUGUUCUAUGUGAGUGAGCACCAAUUUGGUGCUUUAUGCCUCCCACAACAUCUUCCCCUUUGAGUGCUCUAUGUGAGUGAGCACCAAUUUGUUGCUUUAUGCCUCCCACAACAUCUUCCCCUUUGUGUGCUCUAUGUGAGUGAGCUCCAAUUUGGUGGUUUAUGCCUCCCACAACAUCUUCCUCUUUGAGUGUUCUAUGUGAGUGAGCACCAAUUUGGUGCUUUAUGCCUCCCACAACAUCUUCCCCUUUGAGUGUUCUAUGUGAGUGAGCUUCAAUUUGGUGCUUUAUGUCUCCCACAACAUCUUCCCCUUUGAGUGUUCUAUGUGAGUGAGCUCCAAUUUGGUGAUGAUACCUGUGUUUUUUUCCUCUCUGCCAGUCCAAUCUAUCUGAAAAAUUGUGUGAUGUCAUAUGAAGAGUGUUUCACUGUUCAGCAUUAUCCUCUCAGUCCAUUUGACAUUUAGUAUUCUUCAUUGACAUUGGUUCAUGAAUGUUUGAAAAUAUUUGUUAAUUUCCUGAGUGUUCCUCCAUGUUUUGGUUUCAUACAGUAGAAAUAUUUUUAUUAUGUGUAAAUAUCGAAUGUUCAAUUCAGUUUUAAAAGGGUGGACUGUGAUAUCCAGAAUAGUUUUCAGCAUGACACGCCAAAUUUGUCUUGCUGUCUGGAUUCCAUUUGUAAACUAAUUAAAUUUUGUUUGAGCUUCAAGUCAUGUUAGGUAAAAACGGAUUUCAAUCUACAGCCAACUUUCCAACAUUGUUGUCACAAUACUUAACAUUGCAGUAAAAGAGUGAAGAAAAGUAAAAGAAAUAUAUCCUAAUACUAUUUUGUGGCGCAUGUUUGAUUUUUACCAAUAAGGAAUUUUUUUAAAAAUUGAGCAGUAAAUAAAUUUCAAAGCUUCAAAGUAUUCUAAAACUGUAAUAAAUGCAUUCAAUUUUUUUUCUCUAAACUUCCAUAUUCUUUCUGUCUCAGUGCAGUGGGUUUUUAAAAUGUUUGAAUGUGAUUUUUGUGUGUUAUAUCUUGUCACAAAAUGUUAUCAUAGGAUAUAUUAUGUGAUUAUAGCAGGAUAGAUUUGAUUAUAGUAGGAUAGAGUUGAUUAUAGUAGGAUAGAUGUGAUGUAAGAAAUAAAAUUCAGUUCAGAACUUUGGAACUGUCAUAAUUUAUUCUUACAUGCUAAUAACAAAUAUUUACUUAACCCUACAUUAAUUCUUAGGAGUUUUCCCAACUAGUAUUGAAAUAUUGAAACAGAUUUUUUUUAAAUUAAUUUUUAAUUUGUGCAUAUUUUGAGCAUAAGGUAAACUGAUAUUUGAGGGAAUAUAUUUUACUUUUUAUUUCCAGGCAAUAAAUAUUUUAACACAUUAUCUGUAAUUUGUACCUGUAGAAAACACACGGAAGGUGCCAUCUACCCAGGCUGCAUUGAGUUUCGAAAAAGAAGCAGGCACACGCCCAAGGUGGACAGGUAAAGAUAUUUUGGAAAGCUUUUGAAAAAAAAUUUAUAUUAGCAAUAGUACCAUAGUCACCAGUUAAAUAACCUCCUAUUUCUGUUAAUGUGUUGAAAGAACAAUAACUGACAUUCCUUUUUAUCAUUAUAUUUGCAUCCCUUGGAUUUGUUAUUUAUUUUCAUUUUCUAAAAUUUAUCUUGCUCCUAAUUUUGCCCUCUUUAUUUGAAGAUUAAUUUUCGACAGAAUAAAGGGGAAUGGGUUAUUUAUUGUCACCAUGCAAAAAAAUUUGUUCAUGGGAAUUUUCUUUUUUUUAAGUUUGCACACCACUGUAUGGAAAUUAGAGAUGCAUUGUGAUCUUCAAAACUUUACUAAAACAACCCACAACAUUUCUCAUAUAUAUGUAUAAUUAUAAUAUGACUAUUAAUUAUUCAAUUUUCAGUGUACCAUUUUAUUACUAGUGGAUUAGAGAAAACAAUAAAUUCCACAUUGAAUUGAAAGAUAAAAUAAUGUAGUAACGGUGAACUCAGGGGCAUUUUAAUAUUUUGGAAUAAAUAAAUUUUUUAAUAAAGACAUUUAGUAAAAUAUCUCUGUUGUCAUGCGAUUAAUAAAUACAUGGCUAAAAUGUCGGCCGGUUGUUAAGCUGUAUGAAUAAAUAUAAUGCAAACUUAAUCAGAAUUCUCAUAUAAUUUCCACCAUAUGCAGAUAAAGAACUGCACCCUAUAAGUCCCAUAUCUGAUCCAGUGGAUGGAAAUGAACCAAGAGUUAAUCUACCUGCUGGUAACUUCUGCUUAUGGGUUUUUAAGUUUUAGUUUUGCUUGAAUUACAGAUUUUAAAUUCUUAAAAACUACAGAUUUAUAGACAGCUCUUUUUCUAAUAAUGUAAUGAAAAAAAAAUUUAAAUAAUACAUUUGUAUGCCAUUCCCCCCCCUGUAACAACCCCCCCCCCUGUAACAAAUUAAAAUUUAUUUAGGUAUGAAUGUAUAUAUGUAUAGUGUAAAGGCGAAUUCAAUUCCGCACACACUUUUAGCACUAAUUGGGAUUCUUACAAAGUGUGUUACUUGAAUGCUUGUUUUUUUUUUCAUGUAACUUUAGUAGAUGGCAAGUUCACACAUUGACGCUGCCAUUUUUUGGUGUGUUAUAUCAAGUUUCAUAUACCAGAAAUUAAUAUAGGAACAUAUUUAAGAGGAUAUAAUGAUUAAACCAAAACAUUAUCUCUUCAGCCAAAGGAGCAACAUCAGCAGAGAACUACAGUUAUUUCACUGAGACGAACUCUGACCAGGCCAUAACAGCAGCAGCUUCAGGAUGUGAUGACAUAAAUCAACCUCCAACUUCUCAAAAGCUAUUUACCUCUGAUCCAAAUAACCCCCCUCCUCAAAACAAACCCACCAGCAAUCAUCUCCAACACCCAAACAUCAACUCUCAGGCAAGCCCCAGUCGCUCUGUCAAACCCCCUAAGCAUCCUGUGGACUCCACCACUAGAAGUCAUGAACAAAGCUUAAGCCUUCAAGAUCAAGAACAUCAUUAUGAAAAGCCCAAGGAUCCAGAGUAUGCCACUCCAGCCAAGAGGCUUGAUACAUUUAGAGGGUGGCCACCUGAUGUACCUGUCACCGAGGAGAAUUUAGUUAAAUCUGGACUUUAUUAUGAAGGUUUGCAAAUAUUUUAAUUAUUAAAAUAUUUUCAUGAAAUAUUAUAAAAUAAUGGAUGCAAGACUACAGGUUACUAAAGAAGCAGUCUUAAAAAAAAAAAAGAGUUGAUUGAUUAUAAAACCUCUGCUGGAAGUUUAUUUGUUUGUCAUUUAUUAAAUAGCACAAUAUUUGUACACUAGGUGAUGGAGACCAAGUAAGGUGUUUCCACUGUGGGGGAGCUAUAAAAAGAUGGGAACCUGGAGACGACCCAGAUGUAGAACACGCCCGCUGGUACCCUAAUUGUGGAUACAUUCGACAGUACAAGGGGCAGGCUUUUGUUGACACCGUACGGAUUAUCAAGAAUGAGUUAUCUCAUGGGGUAAGUGUAACAGAACAAGUUAAUUAUGAUUUUACACAUGACCCUAAUAUUCAUUCCCACGACACGAUGGCGUAGUAUUUUUUCAGAACGAUGUUAUUCACGAGAAAAGCGGGAACUAGUUUUUAGAGCGGAGAUAGAAUACACGCUUAAGUAGAGCGGUAGUGUACGAUUUUUUAUCUGGAAGAGGACAGACAUAUUGAAUUAUUUCUUGUAUGGAUUAUUAAUUGUGGAACAUGUGUGUAUUUAUUCAUUGCAUCCUAUCACUGUCACUAGGAUAUACUCAAAGCAAGAUUUAUUAUUCAACUCAUCUAUUUAAUGUAAUAAAGUACUGUAUCAGACCUGUUUACUCUUACGAUUUUGGCGUACAAUGUACGAUUUUUAGAUGUCUUUUACGAUUGUACGCCAAGACCUUCCAAAACUACGAUUUUCAGAGACCCGGUGGAAAAAAAUUUUCCCCGAUUUAAAAAAAUUAAUAAAUUUUCGGGUUUGGACGUUUUAGCCCUCUCUAAUGAAGAUCUGGCAGUGAAUAUGAACGAGAAAAACGAUUGGUUGUAUUAUUAUUUUUUUUUAAAGUUGGGAUCAUCCUUAUUAUAUUUCGAAAGUACUCGUGGGGAGGUGGGGUUGUUGAUUACGGAAAUUGUGGCAUACGAGACACGCAUGGGUAGGGGAUUGGUGGGAGUGUCAAAGGAUAUAAAUAAAUAACCCUGACGUAUCGUAUUGAUGGAAUUGACGGUGAUUGUCGUAUUGCUGCUUUGUGUGGUCACAGUCACAGGGAACUAGCUGGCUGCUGCGGCAACAGUAAUAUUUAGACUUGUCGCCCUAGCGACAACUUCACCCACCAUCGCCUUUGACUGCUACCAAGCGUGUGACGUAGUUUUGUUACAGAAUUAUUUUGUUCCUCAGAACCGCGGCGAUUGUAAAAAUAGAGAUGGUUUUUAAAAUAAAAUAGAUUAUCCAACUGUUGUGCAGUGGAGCGUUGGAUUUUGGCAUAUUUUUAUAAGAUCCAGUAUUUUAUAAGAUCCAGUCAGCGACAUUGACAAAAUACUUUUAUAACUCGCAAAUCAGCUCUAUGCCUUCAACUUCAACGAUUUUAAUACAACAGUUUGGUAUCACUACCAGCAUUUCUUUCAGCUAUAUCUUGGGGGGGGGGGGGGAACGCCCUCCCUCCCGGGUUAAACCAAGUUGCCCCCCCCCCCCCCCGCGGCAAAAAAAUCCCCACCAAAAAAAAACUCGAAAAUAGGGCACCCCCCCCCCCCCCCCCCCCCCCUUUUUUUUUUUUUGUCCACGGCUUGCAGUAGUUAGACUAUAACAGUGGUCGGCAAAGCGCGACUAGCGAGCCGCAUGCGGCUCUUUAGCGAUCAGCUCGGUCAGCGGGCCACAAACGGUUUUGACUCCCAAAAACAUGGUUCUUGGCAGGUUCUUGAAAAAAAAAUGUGGCUCUCAAACAAAUUUUAAUCGCCCUGCUGGUGUUUUUUUUUUUCUUUCUCUUUUGACAAAUGAGUUUGCCCUGCACCACUGGACUAAAGCGUGUUAGCUGAACAAAUCAGGCGCCUUUUGGGUAGGCAACGGCACAGUUUUUUCCCAGUAAUGAGGGUGGGGGAGGGUUGGAAACAAUGACGUCACAGCACGGAAAGACGUGUUGUCACCAUAUAUUACUGCUACAGUGAUUUCUUGAUGAAAACACAAAGCAUUAGUAAACGAUAACUGUGAAACACUGGUGAUGUUUUAUAGCCUUAAUAAUAAUAAUUAAUAAUGGGCCUAAUUGGAAUUCAUGGCCUUCACAGAUUUUCAGGUGACAGUUGGCUCCAUAAGAGACUGUCAGGAUAAUCAUUGAAGAAAUCAUGCAUAAAUGUAGGUGCCUUCUGCCCCCCCCCCACUUCCCCUCAAAGCUGUCAUGCGCAUCCUCAGCGUGUACGUAGUAGUUGGAUAGCUUUACGUUGACAAGGUGGGGAGGGGGGGUUAUGAAUAUUUUUUACAUUUCAUUUUGCCUACCAAGUAUGUUAUAUAUGGAUGUCCCAUUGUCCCAACAGCCCUGGCGUACGAAGUGGGCUCCAUAGACGGAUGUGCACUUUGCGGUAUUUUAAUGUUACCGGCGAGCCUUUUUGGUUUUGUUACUGUAGUUGAGCAUGCACAAUACAUUACGAUAUGGCAUCGACAAAAUGAAAGGCACGCGAAACCGAUGAUGAAGAAGGAACUUCAACUUAAGAUCAGAUUCAGCAAAAGAAAGUUUCUUAGCUGAUAACCUAUCUUGAAUAUCAGACAAAAUUUACUGAGUUGUGUUCUUCAAAUAAGGGUCCACCAGACACAAACAGCACAGCCGGACUUUUCAUGAGCGAUCAAUCAGAGAUAAAAGGAGUGGUGUUGAUUUAAGAGAUUGUGUGCAUGGACCCGGUCUAAGUAUUUCAAUUUGUAUACUCAACACCGCCAAAUUUUCGUAAUGACAGUUCGGUGUGCGUGGGGGGGGGGGGUUUGGUGUCCUCGUCGGAAAGUAUGUGCGUUAUUAAAAAAAUUCUGCAACAUUCAUCCCGAAACUUUGAAAGUCCAAAAAUAACAUUUCUAUCUCGAAUGGUGUAAAAUACCAGCCAAUGUGUAGUAGGCAUUAGAACCGUGAUGUUGUCAAGGGGUAUUUUCACAAAUCAAUUGGCGAGCUAUACUCAAUUGUGGAAGAAUUACAGUACGGUGUUAAGUCUACCGAAUGUUCAACGCCGCAUGACGUAUAUUUCGUUGGGCUACGCCAGUGGUUCUAACAAGUGCACUUGGACAUAGCGAAUACCAAAACAAAACAAAGGCUGGAAUAAAAUAAAUAUAACACGUAUGUAGGUCACUGAGCGCCAUCUGUAGUUACAAACAGUAGAUACUCAACUGGGUAACUGGACCGAAAGAUGUCACAUUGGAUUAAAAGUAAAAAUAAAAUUAUGAUUUUUUUUUAAAUAUUUCGCAACGCCCCUGUGAGAAAGCCGCAGCAGCCCAUUUAGAAAAUUUUCACCCCCCCCCCCCCCCCCCNUUUUUCACGCGGUUGCUCUUCGUUAUAUUCUCAUGGCCCUGCCCAAGGGCAGCGAGCACCCAGGGCGAUGUAGUCCGAUGUAGCAUAUAUUAUGUGAACCACUGGGCUGGACGAAUCACCAGUGGUGAAAUCCCGUGUCACAUUUUGUUUACUGAAGCAUAAUAUGUAAUGGACUUUGCUAAUUUUUUAUUAUUGUAAUUGAGGGAAAAGAGCGGGGGGUCGUAAAAACUUCUGCAUGCAACGGAAAGGGGGGGGGGGUUUACAUAAUUAGACUUUAUUAUUGCGGUACUGUAGUUUUAUUUAUUUACUAUUGAGAUAUUGUAUUGUACGAUUUUGAGACCAGAUUGUACGAUUUUAUGGGUUUGAGGGUAAACAGGUCUGCUGUAUAAAUUAUUCAUAAGACGUUAUUACUUCUUGAGUGAGAGAGUAACAGAUUCAGAUGAAUUCAUUAUUCAAUUAAUAGCAGCAAGCCAUCCAUUGCAAUGAGCUUAAGUGUUAGUUAACAAUGUUACCACCAAGGAUUGUUAUAUCGGUAUUAUAACAUUGUUACAGUAAGCGUUUUUCCCAGUCAUCUAUGCCUAAUACUUCCAACAAUCCACAAUAUAAACCUAACAUUUAUCGUGGUAUAAAGCUUAAGUAAUUUUUCAACUUGAAACCCCAAAUUUUGUGUGUGAACCUCUACUCUAAUUUUAUGACAUCUUUUUUGCUUUAUAGUGACAGGAAAUACAUAUAAAUAUUCACUAUUUGGAUGAAUUUCCCAGUAAAACCACCAGAAAAUAAUUUAUUUUUUGCAAUGAAGUCAUUGUAUGAUGGAACAUCAAAUGAAACAAUAUGUGAAAUUAAGAAUAAAUUGAUCAUGGGCCUUAAUAUAUAGAAGAAGAAGAAGAUCAGAAAUGUCUUUUAUAAGAAAAUGCAGUUGUUUCAACGCUUAGAGCUGAUCAAAUGAAUUCUAAAAUAAUUCUAAGUUUCUAUUAAUAAUGUUGCCUGUGUGUUGCCCUAGUUUUUGUUCAACCUGCAGGGUGUUGAGCAGUGUCAUGCAGCCUUACCAUCCCUUAUGUUUUUGACUCUGCCACUCCUUUCCUGCCCUUUAUUGGUAAAGUUUGUUUACGUUUCCAGACUGAUAUCUACGUAGUGGAGACAGGUAUCUACAUAGAGGGAGAAAUACUCUUGUGAUUAAAUUUAUAGCUGGAGGGUUCUGACUCCCUCACUAUAAAUUUGAAGGUCAGCUGUGACCGGCAGAAUUAUGAGACUUAGCACACUUUCUAGAUUUUUUAACUGUGUGUGGAUUAAUAUUUGUACCUUUCUGGUAUUAAAUUUUUUCACUUGCUGUCUGUAAGUUAAUAUCUAUGUAUAUUAUUCGCCAGCAAAGGUCAAACAAGACGGGUCAAACAAGAUGCAGGCUAAAUAUAGAUACACAAGAACAAGCAAGAUGACGCAGGCAAACCCUCCCCUCCCUUACCUUGCCUUGCCUGCCCAUCGUUGGUCUUGAGACAUGCGCACUGCAGUGGAGCUACCGCCCCCGUCCCCACCACCCUCGCUUGCCAGCCAAGCUCGCGGCGUAUGCUCGGCAUGAAUUAAAAGGGGUAGCAAAAUUGGCAUUCUUAAAUGUGUUUAACCCGAGUUCACAUUUUUGUUAAGUAACUUUAGUACAUGGGAAGUCCAUGCGCACAUCCCAACAAGCUUGCGGCGUAUGCUACGCCGAGGGUCGCCUAGUAUUUUAUAUUUCUGUAUAUUUGAUUUAAUUUUUUUUUAUGUCAACUUAUUAGUACAAAUAAAUUGAUUAUUGUUAAAUACCUCUAACUUCAGUAUAGUUUUUCUUUGUAUAUUGGUUUUUAGUAUUUUGUUAGCCUAAUCUUAAAACAGAUUAAAUUUGCGAAACCAGAUGAUGAUACUUAACAAAUAUAAUGCAACACCAGCUGUAACAUAAACUAUGAUCACGGCCUUGUGAUCGAAAAUAAACAAACUUUGGGCGAAAACCAAUGCCAUAAAUCUCUAGUGUGGUCAGCACUAACAAAUGCAAUUAAGAAAUUAAUUAAUAUGAAAGAUAUUAGAGUAUAGGUGUACAAAAAAUAUUUGUUUACUUUAGUGGUGUUUUUUUCUGUAUAAAUUACAAUACAUCAGAAGAGACUAUAGAGCAACAGGACAACCAGCUACAUCAUUGAAUUAUCUUCAUCCGUAAAUUGUGGGGGCAUUAGUUACCACCAUCAUGUUUGUUUAAUUAUUCAUCAUUAUGUACAUUUCAGAGACAAAUAACUUUAACUCAGGUGGAGGCGGCAAUGAACAGAUUUGAGGCAGCUGAAUCAAAUGGUGAGUUCUAUUUGUUGAGGAAACUAUUCACAAAUGUAAAACAUGUAGUUACGUAUUUUGAUGACAUCUGUAUCUACACAGAUGACUGGGAAACACAUGUGAAUGUCACUAGACACGUUUUUGGCAUUCUUAAAAAAGCGGGUUUUACCGUUAAACCCUCCAAGUUAGAAAUUGGAAAACAAUCGAGUUCCUGGGGCACACGGUAGGUGCGGGUUUAUUGAAACCCGAUUAGUAACAAUUUAAAUAAAGUGUUAAGAAUUGAUCCGCCUAGAAAUAAGAAAGAAGUCAGAGGGUUAAUUGGUCUGAUCUCAUAUUAUAACAAAUUCAUUCCAAACUUUUCAACACUAACAGCACCGUUGACUGACCUCACCAAGAAAGGUAGACCUAACAAUAUUCAUUGGACGGAUGAAGGCCAACAGGCAUUGGAAGCUAUACAAAAUUAUUUAACGAAUAACCCAAUAUUAGUGCUACCAGACAAUAAUGACCAGUUCAUAGUUCGAACAGACGCAUCGACCAAGGGACUUGGGGCAUGUCUGUUACAGAACAGAAACAAAACCCUCCAUCCAGUUAGGUACAUAAGUCGUAAACUAAUGGAUAGGGAAAUGCGCUAUUCAACAAUAGAAAGGGAAUUCUUGGUCAUAAUAUGGGGCAUUCAAAAAUUGGCUUAUUAUUUAAUGGGUGCGAGAUUUGUUCUUCAAUGUGAUCACCAAGCAUUAAAAUAUCUAAAUACUGCUACAUUUGGUAAUUCGAGAGUCACCAGAUGGGCAUUAAUUUUACAGGAAUUCAAUUUUGACAUUGAAUAUAUCAAGGGAGAAGAAAACACCAUUGCAGAUUUUUUUUUUUUUUUUAUCCCUCAAAAGUGGAAAAAAAAAAAAAAAAAAAAAAAAAAUUUUUUUUUUUUUUAUCCCUGAAAUAGUUAGAAAGAAAAAAAAAAAAAAAAAGUAUUUUUUUUGCUUUGUGAUUAUAUUGUGCAUAGUUAUAAAAAUUACUUGAAAAUGCAAAUUGAAUCCCUGUGAUGGGGGAAGGAGAGACAAUAAGCAAAGAGAACCCUGUUCUAAUGUCUGAGGACAUGAUUUUUGUUGUAUCUCAUGGUGAGCCAUCAGAUAAUGUAAGUCCUGAAGUUGAAUGAUUUUUGUGUGAAGUUGAUGAGGUGAGUGUAAUCCCUGAGGUGGGGGAAGGAGGGAAAAUUGUUGUUGAUAAUUAUUGUGAUGUAAAUGGAUCACUGUGUAAUGUGAGCAAAGGUUGCUCAAAUGGUAUUUUUACAGAGAUAUGUACCGGUAAUGAAUAUGAAUUAGUUGAUAAUGUGAGCCGUGUGUGCUCAGGUUUUGAUGUUAUUGCAGAGAUCUGCAAUGAAAAUGUAUCACAAGUUGUUAUGAGCAGGGGUUGCUCAAAAUUUUAUAGUAUUACAGAGAGCUGUAAUGAUAAUGAAUCACCUUUAAACGUGAGCCAGGGCUGCUCAAAUGUACAUAUUGUUACAGAUUCUGAUAGUUGUAAUGAAAAUAAAUUCCCAAGUAAUGUGAGUGAUGUUUGUCCAGAUUUUGACAGCCAGGAGUGCUCUAACAUUAAGUUGGAAACCAAUGUUGAAUUAUUUAAAGAGAGCGCUGCCAGCUCUAAAGGUGGUCUUGUUUAUGAUUUUCAAGAGGAGGUGAGUUGUCAGGUCCAUGAGUUUGGGAGGUGAUGCUUUUGUUUGUAUUGUUAAAAAAAAAUGAAACUGUUCAAAUGAACUAUUACCAUGAUUGCUUUGAAGUUCCUGAUUUGUUUGAAUUUCUUUUCUAUGAGACUCGUUUUUCAUUGUGUAACAAUUUAAAAAUAUGUAUUGUAAAACAGAGGUUUCACAUGAGUUAUGACCACGGGUCAAAAGAACAGGGAGGGAUAUUUCUAAUUAUAAUUAACAUGUUGACGCAUAAAGUUGUGAAAUCCAUGGACAAAAGAUGUGUCCCGCCAUCUGUAGCUGUGUUAUUUAAGAGCAAAUAAAGGUUGCUUAAAUUGUGGUGCGGCAUCUCUCACCUGUAAUAAUGUUAGAUAGUUUUGUGUGUUUUAUAGUUAUGGCCAUUGGUUUUGUUUAAAAAUACACCUUUUUGAUGAUAUGAAUUGUAUUAUCUUAGUUAUAGUUUCAAAUUCAGUAAGGAUAUUGAUUUAUUUGCCCUGAUUUUUUAGAUAAAAAUAUAAUUAUUUUUAUUUGUAUGAAAAAUGAAAAUUAAUGUUGACAUUCAAUUUCAAUGGUCUGAUUUUUAUUGUCGUACAUGAAUUUUUAACUCUUGAAUUGCAUUUAAAAUUAUGUACGAAGGAUUGUUUUGUUUAUUGCAGUAUAUCAUAGCUCUGUUUUGAUUUUCAGUGAUACCUAAAUAAUGUUUUUUGAUAAGGACCAUUCAUAUGGCUGAAAGAUUCUUCUUGAUGAUAUUCAUCUAAAUUUUGUGUGUCUGGUGUCGAUUUAACUCCCUGAGUUAAAUCUGAAAUGAAAGAGGGGGGAUAUGUCGAGUAUGAGCGUUCAUUAGUAAUUGUUGCGACUCAAUAUUAUGUUCAUUAUUGGUUGAACGCUUUUCCCGCGCUUGACCGCUUAUAGUUAUUGAACGCUCUUCCCGCCAUUGUCUCUAUGAUGUAUUUUUAUGCCGAUUCCGUGACGUAGUGUCUAUGCAGUAUUGUGACGUAUGUUUUAGUCGUGCGGCAGUCUUGAGUGGAACUUUGGAGUGAUAGGAUGUGUAUUAAUUAGGUCUGAUAGCAAGCUGCGCUAUAUUCACGUGUUAUGUGCAUUAUAUUUACUUAGACAUUAAAGUUAUAGUUAUUAUGAAAAGGAAUUGAGUUUGUUCAAUGAUAGUGGGAAUAGUAAGACGCUUCAACGUGUGAAAAGAACUUGACGAAUGUAAUCAAUCCAAGAAGACUGUAGGAGUUGACAGAUACUAUGAUUAACUUCAUGCUUCCCUCAGUCCAAAUGGAAAUUUCUCAUCAGCUAGCUACCAGCCUCUUCAUUCCAAUGCCUUGAUUUAUUACUAUACUGUCACCAACAUGUUGUACUAGCCUUUUAUGGGAAAAAUUCAUUCACCAUAAUCACAGCAGUUGUGGAUGGCUAUGAACUAUCUAUUUUGUGUCGAUUUUUAAAAAGCAAGAAAUCUUAAAUGAUAUAAUCUUUUUGAAAUUAUUUGUAUCUAUUUAGAUUUAUAAUUACUGUUAUUCUAUAGAUAUAUGGGCAUUAAUUUUUAGUGAACCAUAGAGACAAAAAUUAAGAGAAUCAUGAAACGUUUAUUUUCAUCAUCUAUACAAUUAAGUGAUUCUGUGAAAAAAGCUAUUUUAAUAUUAAAGCAACAUAAAAUUUUCAUAUAAUGAAUUUUGUUUUUUUUAAAAAAGAAGCAAUACAAACCUCAACAAAUGACUUAAUUUAAUUUAAACUUAGGAAAUAUUGGGAAUUAUAGGCUAACUUUUACGGCCGUGUUUUUUCAAAAAAUACUUUCUACAUUUAAUUAGUUUUGAUUCUUGAGAGUUGCCCAAAGCCAUUGCAUGUGGUAUUUUAUGGAAACCUGUUGGUUCCAGUUUUAGAUCAAAAUUGCUUUUUUGGCACUUCAAAGGUACCGUACAUGGACAUAUUUUCGUUUUGUAUUGUUUUCCAUAUUUUCAAAGCCUAGUAAUAAUUAAUAUAAUUUAGUUAUAUUUAUAAAUGUGAAAUGCUAUUGUAUUCUGGUCUUUUUAAUUUGUAGGCAUUGCUUUGUCUUCUGAUGUUAUCAUGAAACAGCUGACAGAAGAGCAUAAUACAACAGAUGAGACAAAUGGUGCAAUGGCUACCUCUGGGGCAAUUGAAAUUGGUAAAAUAAUUAUAUUAUUUUGAUGUUUUCAUCUUGUUUUAUCCUGUGGAUUAACCUUAAACCCCCCCCCCCAACUGAAUCUGAAAUAUCUCACAUGGAUUACCCAUGUGACUAGCAAAAAAUCAAAGCCCUAUUCAGAUGGUGAAAUGGUUAAGGAAUAUUUGGAGAGUGUCUUUGAAAUUUACAAAUGGUGCAAUUGCUUCCUCUGGGGCAAUUGAAAUUGGUAAAAUAAUUAUAUUAUUUUGAUGUUUUCAUCUUGUUUUAUCCUGGGGAUUAACCUUAAACCCCCCCCCCCCAACUGAAUCUGAAAUAUCUCACAUGGAGUACCCAUGUGACUAGCAAAAAAUCAAAGCCCUAUUCAGAUGGUGAAAUGGUUAAGGAAUAUUUGGAGAGUGUCUUUGAAAUUAUGUGGCCAGAAAAGAAGAAGGAUUUCUAAAAAAUAAGUAUAUCUUGUCAGACUAUUAGAAGACGUGUGGAUGACAUUGGAAAAUAUAUUGAAGAUAAUUUGAAAAGUCAAGCAACCGAGUUUAUAUUAUAUGCUCUAGCAUUGGAUAUAAGCACAGAUAUGGCAGAUACUGACCAACUGGCAAUUUUUAUCAGGGGCGUUUUAAAAAGACAGAAGAAUUGGCGCCACUGUAUCCACUUAAGGACACUACUAAGUCACAAGAUUUGUUAGCGGCAGUUACAUCGACAUUGAUUCGUUUUUCGUUACAACUUACCACCUUAACAACUUAUCAGGCUUAACAACGGAUGGUACUCCAGCAAAGGUUUAGUCAAUUUGAUGGAAAAUGAGGCCUCCGAAGUCGGUAAUAUUUAAAUGCUAAAUUUCCACUGCACGAUUCAUCAAGAGAAUUAAUGUUUGAAGUCCCUCAAAAUGGACCAUGUAAUGAAACUCGUUGUCAAAUAGUGAUCUUCAUUAAAUCAAACAGGUUGAAUCACCGUCAGUUCCAAGAAUGUCUAAAAUAUUUGGACUUAGAUUAUAAUGAUGUUACAUUUUAUGCAGAAUUAAGAAGCCUGACCCGUGCCAAAAUGUUGAAAAGAGUGUUUGAUUUGCAGCAAGAAAUACAAUCAUUCUUUGCAAGCAAGUCAAUAAGUAUCCCAGAGUUUGAAGACAAAGGGUGGGUUUGUGACUUUACAUUUUUGGUCGACAUAAUUAGCUAACUAAAUGACGUUAAUACUCGUCUAUAGGGACGAUGUAUGAUCAUUUCUACAUUUCAAAUGAAACUUGGUUUUUGGGAACGACAGUUGAGGACAAAAAACCUUUCUCACUUUCCUACAUUGUCAUUGCAACCAGACGUCACAUAGAUGGCGCCUGAUAAACACACUGCUUUGAUAUAUGACUUAAACCUCAAAUUUGAAAACCAAUUUCAGGAUUUCAAAAAACAUCAUGUGCCUUUUUGUGCAUUUGCAAUGCCUUUGGCGGUAGAUGUGAAUUUAUUACCAAGAAGAUUACGAAUGGAACAUUGUGAUACACAAUGAAGGAGAAAUUCCAUCAAAUUGGUUUGAAAUAGCUCUAUAAAACGUAUUUGGACAAAGAUACAUAUCAUGCGUUUUACAAACAUGCUCUGUCGAUGAUAUUGCUAUUUGGAAACACUUAUGCGCAUGAACAGCUUUUUAGUCGUAUGAAGCACAUCAAAUCACAAGAAAGAACACGAAUUACUGAUGUUCAUUUGGAAAACUGUUUUUUAUGUAGCUACAACAUCAGUUGAGAUCAAUUUUGACCACGAUUUCACCUACUGGAAAGCGAAGCUGUAAUACACUUGCUUGUUUCUUUAAUUUGUAUUAACACAAAAAAAAAUUAAGUGCGUGGCCCAGCAGGAAAUAUUAUUUUUGAAAUUUUGCCCGCCUGCUGAAAAGGUUGGCCACCCCUAAGCUAAAUGGUUUGCACAGGGAAAGGGCGAUUCUUUAUCAUUAAUUAAUUUUUUUUGCUAUGCUAUUAUAUGGACACCAUUUCGUCUUCUGUGAAUAUUAAGGUAAAAAACUGUCAACGCUUCUCGUUUGGAUAUGAAGUGUUAAAUUAUUAGAAUCAAAGACACUGACUAGGUGUUUAAGAUUUAACUGCAACAAAUUUAAACAUUAAUGUAUAAUGUUGUUUGUAGGAUUAAAAAUUAACAACAUUGUUGUUCCAAUAGACAAUCACUAUUUAUAUAAUGGCAUUCAAUAUAAUUUAUGGAUCUUACUUAUAUAAUGGUAUUCAAUAUGACUUAUGGAUAUAUCUACUUAUUGUGUAUUUCAGGAACUAAAAAGGAACCGAGUGACUAGAACAAUACACGUCAUUAAAACUUAAGGUGCAAGAUUUGUUGGGAUAAAGAAGUCAAGGUUGUAUUCCUCUCAUGUGGCCAUCUGGUUUCCUGUCAAGAUUGAAUAGCCUGUACAUUGACCUAGUUUUUAUUCACCACAAGCAGUGGUAUUCAACCUUCUCUCACCUCCCCCCAGUUUUUUUUUUUGGAUUGAUGUCACAAUUUAAAUGUGCAGCACCAGUCCUUUAAACCACCCCUCAGUUGAUUGUGUAAAGGUUUUUUACGCUCAAAUAUGUUCUAUUUUCUCUAAAGAAUCUUAUUAUUAUUAUUAUUAAUUGUGUGUAUAGUAUUGCAUAUAGUUUUUACUUCUGUAUCUUUGAAUUUGGAUUUUUUACAUAAAUUGAAUGGUAUAUUGUUUGGAUCACUAGCUUUGGUAUCAUUUUUCUUUGCAUAAUUUUUUUGUUUAGUCCUUUAUUACAUAUUGUUUAUUUAACAACCCAAAUCUUAAAACAGAGUAAAUUAUAGUGGUAUGUAACAAAUUGAGGAACUUGUCCAUGAUUGCACACAAUUUUUUUCUUACUGCCACCAAUAACAAAUUGGUCUUUGUCCGGUCACUUGUAUCCAUCUUUUCUUAGGGACACAAAUAACAAAUUAUUUUCACUAUAUCUUUAACAAUACCAAUACCAGAGCUUAUCGCAAAUUUUUUUUUUUUAUUAUUAUUUAAAAAAAAAAAUAUUAGUGUGCUCAUUAAGCUUUUAAAUCAUUAAAAUAUAUUCAUACAAUUUACCUGCUUUCGAAAUAGAAAAUGUUCUUUGAUGUAAAGAACCCUCCAGUAGAAACAUUAGACAAAUGUUCUUGAAAAGAAUUAUUUUCCAUUGCGAAAAAUUUAGGAAUAGAAGUAGCCCAUACUUUAAAAAAGAUUUGUAGAAAUUGGAGCUAGGCGCUUUAAAGAGAAAAGAGAAUAUUCAUUACCCUGUUUAUAUAAUUGCUUAGCACAUUAAGUAAAAUCCCCCCCCCAUCAACAUGUCUUUGCCUCCCGAAAGGGGAAACUUAAGGCUAAAAAACAGUUAACUUAAUAACUUUGACAAAUCAUUCUUGACCUAGCUUUGUGUGAACUUUUAGGUUGUAGGCAAGUUUCGGGCAAAUAAAAAUCAGUCUCUAACAUAGAAUCCUUCCGUCAACACAGAGAGCUUCUUACACAUAUGUUUUGAAUUCAUUUCUAAUUCUUUGUUGUUUCUUGUUUUGUCUUGUCGGAAGAAGGAACCUACCCCGAAAUGUUUGUUUGAUUGUCCGGUCUUUUCAUUUUAAGCCUUAACUUAUCUUUAUUCAUUUCCUUAUAUACUAUACCUUUUUAGUCAAUGGGAAAAUCCCCUGUUAAGUAGAUGACGUGUGUACGUCAAAUUUCCCCCGUGCUGUGAACUCUAGCAGACGCUGUGUUAGUAUUGGCCAUGGCUUAUUCCCUUUGAUCUUGUUUACCACAAACCAAUCUAUCGUCUGUUUUUCUUGACUCGAAAAUGGUAGUAAAUUGUAGAAUGUUCGAGUCACUAAUACGGCUGGAAUUUUUAUAUGGAAUAGACCAUUUAUACAGGCGAAUGGCAUGCAGACUGCAGAGCAGAUGUGCAGACCGUUUGUGAGGGUUAUUUUGGAAUGUGUGAGAGUUUGUUUACAUUAGACUUCUUUUCAUUAUUUGUACAUUUUUGCACACUGUGUUUUAUUUGGACGUUGUACGUUGGUACCAGCCAUACAAUUUACUGUAAGUUAAUAGUUUUUAAUUAUAUUUCAUUUAGACUUUUGUACUUUGUUAUUAAUUUAAUAAAACUUAUUAAUUGUAAUUAGCCCUGUUCCGAGAAUGGUAUUAUUUGUUAUUGUUUUCAUCAUUUGGUAUCGUCUUUUGUUAUGCCCUUUUUUAGAACGAGCCAUAAACUUAGACUAAGAGAUUAAUUUCUCCCUACAGACAACGGUGCUUAACACCCCUUUCACUCAAAACUUUUGCUUCAUUGAUACAUAUAAUAUGUAGGAUCUUAUGUUCUUUUUGUAAUGUAAAUAUGUAUAUUCCUUUCUAAAUAUGAAUUUUGUUAAAGCAUAAUUUGGUAAUUCAUACCUAGUAUUUCAAAAAUUUGUAUCAAGUAACUUUCCCUAAAGUAAAAAUAGCUGUCAAAGUCUUUUUUUUCACCCUUAAAAUUAAAAAAAAAAAAUUUGCUGGCCAGAUCAGCCAGACAUAUUCAAGCUCUUGAAUACAAAAACAACCUGAAACUGAAAUUUGUUAAUUAAGAGAAUACCGCUUACUAAAAACUCUUAAAUUAUUCCAGGUUGAAAGGCACAUGCCCACAUCACCAAUGGAUCUAAAUGAUGAUGAUUACAUUUCUCCAAAUAAAAAGUAUUCCCACAUAUUUUCAGUAUUUUGUAAACACUGGUUUGGUUAGAGAGAAGUAUUUCUCAAUUUUGUGGUGAUGUAAAACAAGUACUAUGGCUUACAGUAAACCCUUCUCUCAAAAUGCUUGUCUUGUGAACAGUUUUGUUUUACUAAUUGACUAAUCCACUUUACUGAGGGGCACAGGUUAUGUAUCUAUUUUUUGAUCUUGUUAUGUCAAUUUAAAGAAUUCAAAGUAAUAUUAAAUUUUGUGAUGUCAAUAAUUCACAUUAGCCAAUUGUUGAAACUAAUAAAUGUAUUCUUAUUUUUUUUUCAAAUGACUUCUGUAAGCACUCAUUUAGUAUCUGUUUUUAUGCAUAUAUAUUUCAUGUACAACUGUUAACCUUUAUAAUGUAGGAGCAACGAAACAUUACCAGAACCAGGAGUGACUGACUCAGGAAAUAUUUUAAAACAUUUUGUUACAGUAUAGUCUAUGUUUUGAUUUAAUUUCAACUCAACGUGGAGCUAAAGUUCCCCUAUCCCUUUUAUUUUUUUUAAUUUUGGGAAAAGGUAAUUAGGUUGUUAACGCUGGAAUAUUUUCUAUUUGUUCUUAAGAAUGCUAUCUGGUGACGCAAUUUCUAGAAUUUCUUUUGUGAAUGGUACUGAUUUAAUCACUAUAUAUAGGCUGGCAGCUUUCCUAGCCGAGGGAGCAAUUGUCUGUUACAUAUAUGAGACAUAACACACUUUUAAGAGUGUACUCUUUAUGUGUGUGUAUGUAAUUUAUGUUUGUACCCUUUGAGUAUUGUACGUUUUCACUUGCUGUGCUAAAAGUUGAUGUAGUUUUUAUU
This is a messenger RNA of Lymnaea stagnalis (great pond snail), 26484 nucleotides long. The record is from the annotation of a GenBank genome assembly. Lineage: Eukaryota; Metazoa; Mollusca; Gastropoda; Lymnaeidae.